UCAUGGGGGGUUUCGCCUCGUUCAUCGAGGUGUUUCCGCUAGCUUCGUGGCUCUAUUCCGGUGUCGAGUCGCUUAACAUGCUAAGCAACGACGUCAUCAACCCCAAAGGGAUCAUUCCAAAGGGCCAGGUCGCGUGCGUUCUCACGCUGCUGAUUACGUCGUGGGCCGUGUUUUUCGUCACCGUGAGCUUGCCGCCAGGGAUGCCAUUCGUAGCUCACGAACUCGCACCGCUUUCCCAUGGCUACGCGUUAGCACUCAACAUCACGCUGGCGUCGGCGACCGUCAUGUCCAUUCCUGCAACGUUUGCCACCACUCAGGGACUGAUGAUGGCCUUCACGAACGUCAUUUCUGCCUUGGCAACUUCCAAGCUCCUGCCUCCAAAACUUGGCGCACGAUCUGCCACGUUCAACACUCCAGUGCACGCUACCCUGUUGGGCUCAACGCUGAGCUUGGGGCUUUGCAUAGCUGACAAUGUUGUUGGCGGCAUGGACGCAAUCAUGUUCAACGUCAGCAUGUUGUUUAUGUUCGCCGCCUACACGUCGCAGUGCCUGGGGUACAUCUUCCUCAAACUGCGACACAACGACCGUCCUCGAGCGUUUCGGAGUCCGGUCGGUAUCCCAGGAGCCGUGUUUGCCAUUUGCGUGUGGAUCGUGAGCAUUGUGUCGAUCACUGGCUUUCAGCACGACAACUACAUCAGCGUCGUGAUUGCAUUCGGUCUCAUGGCGGUUUGGUCCUUAUACUACGUUGCGUAUGCAAAGCACCGACAGGCCUUUUCCGACGACGAGCGGUCCAUUCUUUUAUUUGCCCACGUUGCCAACCUCGACAACGCCAAGCACAAACGAAUGACCCACAGCGUUGCCAUUGCGCCCCAGAGUGGGCUUAAUAUAUUUCGAGGUCGAAAUAUUCUAUCUAUGCCCAAGACGUGGAAGCUUACAACAGCUGCGUCGACUGCGCACAACCGAGUGCAGUCGUCCCCCGAAUCCGUCGUCGCCCCCCCUCCCCGAAAGUCACCACGAAAUGACGACCUUAUGGGCCGACUGAACGACCCAGACCUGUACUACUGAUGACAUCAUGACCACUCAAUAUUUAACUCGACAAACGGGGCGAACAUAAUAUUAUUAACGUUAUGCGCGAUAAUAC
This is a messenger RNA of Aphanomyces astaci, 1140 nucleotides long. RefSeq lists its product as hypothetical. Gene Ontology annotation, biological process: transmembrane transport. The record is from RefSeq and is a predicted model, not a curated record. The transcript has 2 exons. Gene Ontology annotation, cellular component: membrane. NCBI's taxonomy places the organism in Eukaryota, Oomycota, Saprolegniomycetes, Saprolegniales, Verrucalvaceae. The annotation marks the transcript as partial.